GACCCCUAGUUUGGGAAGAUCCCACAUGCUGCAAAACAACUAAACCUGUGCACCACAGCUAUUAACCCUGUGCUGUAGAGACCGGGAACCGCAACUCCUGAGUCCUGGCACCACUACUCCUGAAGCCCACACGCCGCAGAGUCACGCUUAGCAGCAAGGGAAGGCACUGAAAUGAGAAGUCCUUGCACCCCAGCCCGCGAGUAGCCCUGGCGCGUUGCAACUAGAGAAAAGUAGGAGCAGAAACAAAGACCCAGCCUAGUCAACAAAUAAACAAGUAAAAUUAUACUAAUAUAAAGUACUUGCCUUAUAAUUAUUCCUUAAAAUUUGUACAUUAUAUACAAAUUUUUUAUGUAAAUAGUGAAAAGGUGAAAUAACUAGAAUCAUACACAGUAGGUAGCUUUUUGGGCCAAGGAUAACACAUUUAAGAUUUACUCUUUUUGCUCCAUAUGUUGGUAGCUGCUGCUUCUUGUGUCUUAGAAGUUUCCCAUUAAACGGAUGUGCCAGUUUGUUAUUUCAUUUGCCUUUUGGAGGAUAUUUGAGUUUCAAGACUUUGGAAUCACUGCAAACACACAUCUAAGUUUUUGUGUGACCACAAAUUUUCAUUUUUCUUGGGAAAAUACCUGGGAGUAAGAUUGCUGGGUCAUUGACUUUAUAAAGUAUGUUUAACUUUAUAAGAAGUUGCUCAGUUUUUUCCCAAACUGAUUGUAUCAAUGUGCAUCCCCACUGUUGCCCUUAAAAAUAAAAGGUAGUUACUUGGCUAGUAAAAAAUUUGUUAAUUUGGAAAUAACAGAGAAUUACAAUUUGGGACAAGCAAGACAUAACAAAAACCAUAGGCAAACCCAACAAGCCAAGAAGAGGAAAGUUAUUUAAUGGAGAAAAAGGAGGAAGGUGGGAGGAGUUGUUUUGAACAAAAGUCCAUUGGCAAAAAGUGACAGUUUAGGGUGAUGGUGGUUUCUCACUGGCUGAAUUCUUGGGGUAGUCAGUUUCUUGGAGGGGAUGCAAUGUACAUCUUUUUUUGUUGGGACCUGUGACUGAUGAUUCUUUCCUGUUAAUGAUUCUUCUGUUUUGAUUUGUGAUUGACAAUCCUUCCUAAAACUGAUGUGGAGUGGUACUGCUGAGAGCUCCCCUUCUGUCCUCCAGAUCUGUUAUGAGGUUCCCCUUUAUGAAUUUUCACACUACUGGCAAUGUGUAAAGCAUCCAGUUGUUCCACAUCCUCACUAGCAUUUGGCAUUGUCACUUUGGGAGGGGGUGCAGAAGAGGGCAGUGAUUUUGCUGUUUUCAUUGUAACUGGUUUUUUAAAGUAUUUAUUUAUUUCACUGCACUGGAUCUUAGUUGCAGCCCAUGGGAUCUUCUCUGUGUCAUUCAGGAUCUCUCCUUGAGGUGCAUGGACUCUCUAGUUGUUGCUCUUGGGCUCAGUACUUGCAGUUGUGGUGUGGGGGCUUACUUGCUCCUCGGCAUGUGUGAUCAUAGUUCCCCGACCCAUGAUGGAACCCUGUCCCCUGAAUGCAAGGCAGAUUCCUCGUCACUGGACCACCAGCCCGGGCCCUUUCCUGGGAUUGUGGACAUUUUGGGAGCUGGAGGAGGCCUUCUGGAAUAUCGAGCUAGUCUGCUGGCUGGGAAGGGUUUUGCUGUGAUGGCGCUGGCUUAUUACAACUACGAGGACCUCCCCAAGAGCCUGGAGAACCUCCACCUGGAGUACUUUGAAGAAGCUGUGAACUACCUGCUUAAUCACCCUCAGGUGAAGGGUCCAGGAGUUGGGCUGCUUGGGAUUUCAAAAGGAGGCGAGCUCUGCCUCUCUAUGGCUUCCUUCCUGAAGGGCAUCACUGCGGCCGUCAUAAUCAACGGUUCUGUGGUCAGUGUCUGGGGAACCUUACACUACAAAGAUGAGAUUCUGCCGCCUGUGGGUUUCAACCAAAAUCGAAUCAAGAUGACUAAAGAUGGCUUUGCAGACAUUGUGGAAGUCCUGAACAGCCCUUUGGAAGGAGCUGACCAGAAGAGCUUCAUUCCUGUGGAAAGGGCUGAGUGCCCCUUCCUGUUUCUUGUGGGUCAGGAUGACCACAACUGGAAGAGUGAAUUCUAUGCUAAUGAGGCCUCUAAACGCUUGCAGGCCCAUGGGAAGGCAAAACCCCAGGUCAUCUGUUACCCAGGGACGGGGCACUACAUUGAACCUCCUUACUUCCCCCUGUGCCCGGCUUCCCUGCACACCUUAGUGGGCACUCCAGUCAUCUGGGGAGGGGAGCCCAGGGCUCAUGCCAGGGCCCAGAUAGAUGCUUGGCAGCAGCUCCAGACUUUCUUCCAUAAACACCUGGGUGGGGAAAAGGGGACAAUUCUGGCCAAGCUGUGAUCAAGGGAAGGAUAGAACAGCUAGGAACACCUGCCACAGUUAGUAUAUACCGGUGUAGGUUUCUUCUGUUCAAUAAUUACUUAGAGUUUUUCCUCUUUAGUGUUAAAGUGAACUUACCAAGAAGCUUUUUAGAUUUUUAUAAAUUACAUACUUUUUCCGUUGUUUGAGCGGAGAGUGAUUCUACAGAAAAUGAAACAAAUGGCCAAAAAAACAUAACUGACAAGGCUUUAACUCUGAAAGGAAACGGUGAAAUACACAGUUAACAGUAUCUAGUACACAAUUAGUGCUCCAUAAUUAUUUGAAUUAUUUAGUAUUAUAAUUUAUUUUGUUUUUAAUUAAUAAAUAAAUGAUUACCUAUUGUGGGAAAAAAGAAUACAAAAUAUCAAAAAUAUUAUCAGAUUUGAGUUUCUAAUUUAAGAAUGGAAGUGAACACCAUAGCUGUAAAUUAGUAUACUAGUUAGAUAACUACUUAGAUGAAAACUACUAAAAAUUUUCAAAGCAAAUAUGUUUUUAGGUCUUCAAUCUUCUUGAAUGAGGAAGGAGUCUCCUAGUGCCAAUGUAUUUUAAUUACUUUUUUCAUUUUCACAUAUGGAGUUUGUGAUUUAGUUGUUUUGAAAGCUGGUAUAACAUCAUUUAGAUGAAUUUCUUAAGUGACUUUAAUAUUGAUUAGCAUGCAAAUGAAUGAUUUAGUUUUGUAUUACUUGAAAUAAAUACACAUUAAACUAAACUCUUCUAAAGAUGAAUAUGUUUAAAAUAAAAGAUACUUUAAUUUAUGA
This is a messenger RNA of Odocoileus virginianus texanus, 3120 nucleotides long. Lineage: Eukaryota; Metazoa; Chordata; Mammalia; Artiodactyla; Cervidae. The record is from RefSeq and is a predicted model, not a curated record.